Molecule: messenger RNA, 678 nt
Organism: Corticium candelabrum
Lineage: Eukaryota; Metazoa; Porifera; Homoscleromorpha; Homosclerophorida; Plakinidae
Product: ankyrin repeat domain-containing protein 45-like
Exons: 4
Coding region: 58-678 (206 amino acids)
Cellular component (GO): nucleus
Molecular function (GO): protein binding
Source: RefSeq, a predicted model, not a curated record
CAACCUACAGUCGUUGCGUGGCAACGCUUGUAGCUACUGGGUGACGACGGCUUUCUGAUGUCUCUGAAUCUUCAUGAGAUAGUGGCGCGAGGCGACGUCGAGGUAUUGAAAGAGUCGAUUGAAGACGCAACCGACCUCUUGGAUUGCGACGCCGAGAACAGGACGGUCUUGGAUUUGGCGGCCAUUUUGGGACGUUCUGAAUGCCUCAGCGAGCUAAUUAAGCUCGGAGCCGAAGUAGAUCGUUGUACAGAGUCGGGGUAUACUGCUCUACACAGGGCCGCGUUGUGGGGACAUCUGGAUUGUGUUAGAGCUCUGGUUCAAGGAGGAGCCGAUAUUACAAAGAAGACGCGGCACAACGAGAGGGCUCAAGACUCAGCCGCUCGAUAUUGUCACGAUGAGUGUGUGCGAUAUCUCAAUCAGAUUGAAGCUUGGAAUGUGUUGAAGGCAUAUGUUGAAGAGCUGAGGAGUGUGCUGACAGAUACAGAAAGAAUCGCUGGGAAAUGGGGAAAGGAUGACAAGUCCAAGACAACGGCUGCAUGCAAUGAGAAGGCAACGUGGCUUGACAUGAACACGGAAGCUUCAUCCGCCGACGUCUACAAGCAAAUGGAUCUGCUAAAGACAUUCAUGCAACCAAUAAUGGCCAAACUAGAGCCACCAGAUGAAACGAAAGACAACUAG